Letharia lupina is the source of this 1002-nucleotide messenger RNA. RefSeq lists its product as uncharacterized. Bases 1 to 1002 code for a protein of 333 amino acids. The record is from RefSeq and is a predicted model, not a curated record. The transcript has 2 exons. NCBI's taxonomy places the organism in Eukaryota, Fungi, Ascomycota, Lecanoromycetes, Lecanorales, Parmeliaceae.
AUGCCCUUGAUCACAAGCCUUGUCUCGUAUGAGUCGAACCUCCCACCAACAGCACCACUGACCUCCAAAUGCAGAACGAAGCAGCCUAUCAUGCCAGGCUUGGCCUCCACACGAUUUAACGAUCCUUGCCGCUACUGGGAUCUCUGGCACCACCCAGAGGACCUCGACUCUAUCAUUGCGUGCCUCAUGUGGCGGGACAAACAUCGUUUACGCGCUAUGGACAUCGCAGCUGCUCUGGCAUUCGUCCAGCCAGCAGAGUACUGGGGCAUGAGUGGGGAAGACGUCAUUAAGGUAUACUGCUACCUCCAGAGACACCAAAACAUCCCAGAAAAUCCAUUCGCCGAUUGGCAAAGCAUGCGGGACAUGAGAACGCACCCCCACUGGCGAUACUAUGUCAUCUGGGCAUCUUCCUGCAACGUUCGGCGAAUGCAGAACUUGCUGGACGAGUCACUCUUACCUAUGCACAAGCAACCAGAUAUGAGCAGCUACCAACAACCUCCUCUCAAUGUUUCCAAAGACAAGCCUACCGACACAGAAGCCUUCAGCCAGCCAGUCGCUAGCACACUGUCCCCGAAAGGUUGUCUGCCCGACACUCCCUAUACUUUACUCCUCAGCGAACCUCCUCCCUCGGCCUUCACGAUGCCCAGCAUCCACUCGAUCCGCCCAGAGGACGACGUCUGCGGGAAAUGGCCCGGUCUUUGGUCACAAGGACACCUCAUGGACUCUCUCAUCUGCUGCAUGAUGUUCCGAGACCUCCAUCACAUGGACGAGGACAGCAUCGCCUACGUGCUCGGGAUCAGCUACAGAGGAUGUGCGGGGAUGACGGGGCGAGACGUCGUGGAGCUUUAUGGAUUCUUGCAAGCCAAUCCGACCCUGCACAGCAACCCGAUCAAGUACUGGCUGGACAUCUUGAAUCGAAACGUGGAGAAACCCGACGGUCGGCGUUUGGUGACCUUGGCGAUCCUGAGGUUCGGCCGCAGAAGUCGUCCAAGGGAACGGUGA